This is a messenger RNA of Sesamum indicum (sesame), 2288 nucleotides long. RefSeq names its product Divalent ion symporter. NCBI's taxonomy places the organism in Eukaryota, Viridiplantae, Streptophyta, Magnoliopsida, Lamiales, Pedaliaceae. The record is from RefSeq and is a predicted model, not a curated record. Gene Ontology annotation, biological process: transmembrane transport. Gene Ontology annotation, cellular component: membrane.
UCCUUCUUAUCAUUCAUAUAUUAUAUAUCCAAAAAUGGCUGACUACAAGUAUUUAAUAGAAACCAUGUAGAAAAAUGGUAAAUUAAAUGCCAUAAGAAGUGACCCUUUUCAGUUCCAACGUUGUGGGGUGGAUUUCACAGACAGUGGAAAGUUCAUCUUUUUCCUGUCCAGUUUCUAGGAUUUCAGAUUUGCGUGGUCUUCUGCACUGAAUUACUUUGAUGGGAUUUCAAAUUUUGCAGAACAUUGUGUGGAAUAUAAUUUGAGGUUGUCAGGAUGAAAUCUUCUUAAGGUUUUGUUUGGAUUAUGAAGUGAAAAUCUACUGUACCGGGGGAGAUAUGCAAAUUUGGUUGAAGUGUUAAGUGAAUAGGCUUGGGAUUUAUUGAUUAAGCUGUAAAACAUGGUGAUGGCUCCUACUGUCAAAGUGGUUCUUGGCUCAAUUGCCUUUGCUAUAUUCUGGGUAUUGGCUGUUUUCCCUGCCGUUCCAUUCUUGCCCAUUGGGAGGACGGCAGGGUCUCUGCUAGGAGCUAUGCUAAUGGUGCUCUUUCGAGUCAUUACUCCUGAUCAAGCCUAUGCUGCUAUUGAUCUUCCAAUCCUCGGUCUACUGUUCGGGACUAUGGUAGUUAGUGUCUACCUUGAAAGGGCAGAUAUGUUCAAGUACUUGGGCAAAUUGCUAUCAUGGCGAAGCAGGGGAGCCAAGGACUUACUUUGUCGUAUCUGCCUGAUUUCUGCCAUAUCCAGUGCCUUUUUCACCAAUGAUACGUCUUGUGUUAUAUUGACUGAGUUUGUAUUGAAAAUUGCAAGGCAACAGAAUCUCCCACCUCAUCCAUUUCUAUUAGCCCUUGCCUCUAGUGCAAAUAUAGGAUCGUCAGCAACCCCGAUAGGGAAUCCUCAAAACUUAGUUAUCGCUGUCCAAAGUAAGAUUAGCUUUGGUAGAUUUUUAUUUGGCAUUCUUCCUGCUAUGCUCGUGGGAGUUUGCAUCAAUAUUUUGAUCCUGUUAUGCAUGUAUUGGAAGUUGUUAUCUGUUCAGAAGGACGAAGAAGAUGCUGCGGUCGAAGUUGUUGGUGAAGAUGAUGUAAUUUCUCAUCGGUUUUCUCCUGCAACAAUGUCACAUCUUACAUCCACGAACUCCCAAGAUUUACAAUCUGUGUUGGAAUCAAUGAAUAUCCAUAGCUCUCCUAAUACAAAUGAGUCAACACUCAGGAACCGUGGCAAUAUAGCUGAGAGCAACAGUAUUCGAAGCACUCCUAGUGUCAAUGGUCACACGAAUCAAACUGAGGGACUAGGGGACUUGGGCUACAUUGGUGAAAGUGAAAUUCAAAAAGUUCCUAGUGCGGGGUUAGGAUCGACUGGAAAUUCAGAUGCAUCAAAAGAAGUUGGAUAUUCUGGACCUAUACAUUCAAAGAGGAGCUCCUCUGUGAAUGGAGUCGAGCAUGGGAAUUUUAUAGAGUUCGCAGAAGAAAGAUUAGGAUUUUCCAAGAAGUGGAAAAGGGUCUUAUGGAAGGCAUGUGUUUAUCUUGUUACUUUGGGAAUGCUAGCAUCUCUGUUGGCGGGUCUGAAUAUGUCAUGGACUGCAAUUACAGCUGCACUUGCACUCGUCGUUCUUGAUUUUAAGGACGCCAGGCCUUGUUUGGAAAAGGUAUCAUAUUCGCUUUUGAUAUUCUUUUGCGGAAUGUUUAUUACAGUCGAUGGGUUCAACAAAACGGGAAUUCCAAGCACGUUAUGGGACUUCAUGGAGCCUUACGCCAAAAUAGAUCACAUUGGUGGAACAGCAGUUUUAGCAGCUGUUAUAAUAGUCCUCUCCAAUUUGGCUUCUAAUGUACCUACUGUCCUGCUUCUAGGAGCUCGAGUGGCGGCUUCAGCAGCCACGAUAUCUCCUGCAAGUGAGCAGAAAGCAUGGCUAAUCUUGGCUUGGGUGAGCACAGUAGCCGGAAACCUUUCCCUCUUGGGAUCAGCAGCCAACUUGAUCGUGUGCGAGCAGGCUCGUCGGGCUCAACACUAUGGCUACAACUUAUCGUUCUGGAGUCAUCUCAAGUUCGGAGUUCCCUCGACGAUCAUCGUAACAGCUAUGGGCUUGACCCUCAUAAGAGGGUGAUGCCUAAUACUCAGUCUGAGAAUCUUCGGAGUCGUUAUGUUGAAGUAAAACUCUUCAUUGUCGAUACAGCGUAUGAUAAAUAGAACAUAGGUUUACAAGCUGUUUUCGAAUAUUUUUUUAUAUUCUUCUUUUCAAGAACUUAUUUAUGCUGUAUAAAUUCAUCAUUGUAUGAAAAUGAUUUAGAUGAAACCUUAAA